AUGGCCGAUGACACUGCGCGAGACGGUGGACAUUCGACCGAGGCGUCUGGCGGCGCGCGCGUAUCCGCGGCGCGCGCGUACGCCGACGUGCAGACGCCAAAGAACGUGAAGAAGAUUGCGUGGCAAACCGCGGGGGCGUCGAACGAGCGCGUGACGAGAAAGAGUAUGCGAAGUGCGACGCGGGGCGGUGCGCCGGUUUCGACGGUGAAGAACGUGAACGAAGAUGCUGAGAUGAAGGACGGCGCGGCGCCGCUCGACGACGCGCCGAAGAGCAAAUCUGUCGACGCCGCGAAGAUUGAAGAGCAGCAGGAUCCAUCCUCGGCCGGGCAGUCGAGCGAAAAGCGGAAGCGCGCCAAAGCGCGAGCAAACGGUAUGGCUUUUCUUAAGGCUGAUAUCCCCGCGCUCGCCGCACAGAAUCCCAAAGCCGGCGGCGCGGUGGUUUCGACCGAGUUGAGAAUUUCCCCCCGCACGCUCGCGAUGGACAAGGCAAAGCAGAGUGCGUCGAAGGAACCCGCGGCGGCACCAGGGACGGCGACGAUGACGUCUGAAUCGAAAGAACCCGCAUCAGCGCCCACAGUGGUGGCACCCGUCCUAGCGCCGCGCACCGUCGCUCCCAAGCAUCCAGUCGAUCAGCGCAGUUUGAUGGAGUCGUUUAUGAUUCAGCCUGAGAAUGUAUCGGCCGCGGUCGAUCUCGCACCGUUGUCAUCGUUCCAAAAAAUGUCGGCGACGCCUUCUCAGGCAACUCUCGGCGAGCAAUCCGCGCAACGUCCCAAACCGCCGUCUUCGCUGGCGCCGGUGACGACGGCGGCUGAGGCGAACGAUGUCAUGAGUCGACUCAAGCGCGCGAUGGAGGCUCGAUCACGCGCGGACGAAGAGAACAAGCGUCAAUUAGAGAGUGCGCUUCGACAAAAGGAAGAAGAGCGCAAGCGACGCGAGAUGGAGAUGCAGGCGCGAAAGGCCAAGCAAGCUGAUCAGGAAGCGCGCGAGCGAGAAGAACGACGCCUGCGUCAAGAGCGUUUGGCUCAGUUUCGACUUCAAGAAGAAGAGGCGCAACGAAAGGCGGCGAUGGAGAAGACAGCAACGCACGCCGUUGGAUUCGUAUCCGAUUUCACCCUAUUGCAGCAGCGACAGCGAAGACGAUGA
Molecule: messenger RNA, 1143 nt
Organism: Ostreococcus lucimarinus CCE9901
Lineage: Eukaryota; Viridiplantae; Chlorophyta; Mamiellophyceae; Mamiellales; Bathycoccaceae
Exons: 3
Coding region: 1-1143 (380 amino acids)
Source: RefSeq, a predicted model, not a curated record